AUGCUACUGAAAAGAGCUACCAGUGAUAGUAUCCUAAUUACUGGUCGAAGCCGUGUGGAUCGAGAACGAACCGCAUCAGGACAAUCUGCUGAGUCGGCUGAGUAUUUAACACCUGACGAAUCUCUACAUGGAUCGCCAAAGUCUCCAGCAUCGGAUCCAAUCAGUCCUUCACGAUCAGCGAUAAGAAGGACUCUGUUUGACACUCAGCACGACCCAUCGGGAGAUGAGUCAGGCGACGAAUAUGAAGAUGACGAUGAGAGUGCUUCGAUGCAUGAUCAUGGACGAUCUCCUCAUCCUCGAGGAUCACGUCGCAUUGAUGGUAAAAGCAAUAAUGAUCGGGCUGAUACAAUCCCGAGACUUCGCCGCCACGUUAGCUACUCUGAUGAGGUCGAGCAUCGUAUCAAGAAGAGCGACAGUGCUCUAACUAUGACGAACGAUACAGAAUCAAUAGCAGAUUCUAAAACAACCAAUUAUAUGUUUUCUAUUGCCGAUACCCCUCCUUUAACGCCCUCAUCGACGAAUCGAUCAGACCUAGAAAUUCCGCCCUUUGUACAUAAAGAUGUGCCACCUCUUAUCCCGCAAUCAUCAGCUACCAUAUCAACGGCAUCCAUCUCAGCUCCUCUAGUAAGGACACUGUCAUCUACGACAUCAUUAUCAUCGACUAGGAGUCAACGUGAAAGGGAGGAAUGGUCCGCCAUGUUAUCAUCUGUCAUGUCUGGUGAAGUAGUAACUAGUGAAAAGAAACGACUCUCUACAUGGCUCAUAUCGAAUACUCAACAGCACGCAGACGACAGGACACGAUUAUGGCUCAGUCUAAAGGCUCACUUGGCCGGACGUACCGUCGAAGAAGAACGAUGUCGUCUCGAAGAUAAACGUGCCAAAGUCGACAAGCUUCUUCAAGAAGUAAUGGACUUUACCGUAAAACUUGAUCCCAGCUCUCCACCACCACAUGAUCAAGUAGCUGCAAUAUUAGCCAGAGUAGAUCGAGCAGAGGCGUUAUAUCCAUCUCGUCAUGCCUUCAUUACUCAAACACCGAUGUAUGGAUCUGGGGCCUUCCAACAUCAGUUGGAUGCCUUGAUAUCAUGGGCUGCCGUAUCAAAAGCAAUUAGGAUAAAAUUAGCAAUCUUGAAAGAGUGGACUGGCUCAGAGUUGAUGGAGGAAUCGCUCAAUGAAGAAGUGAAACUAGAACGAUCAUCAUUCGUAGACAUGGUAUUGAAGAAUGCUGGUGUCAAAAUAGUGUUUACUACUGGUGUGCUGCGAACUUUACAAAAGCUUUUAGUCAAAUGUAAAACAGUAAUGACAGAGAAUUCGCAGGUGUAUAAACGACUAGGCCUCUCCAUGUUUUCACGGGAACUGGAACGAUUGGCUGCCUUUCCAUCAGACCUAAUGCAAGAAUUCUUGAAGGCCCGAUUGGCAUAUUGUGGUGCUCUCACCAGCUUGUCGGGAUCUGUUGCAGACCAAGUAAUAGAAGAUAUCGCAGAGAAUAUUCAGUUGGCAAUAUCGCUUCAUCAAGAUGCUCGACAUUUCUAUCAACCUACUUUUGGAUGGACAAUCUCCAAUUGUUUGAGCACUCAUUACGAAACGCAUCUGCUUGAGACAUUCAAACUCUAUCUCAAGCUUUUGGCUGUUCGCUCUGAACGUCUAUCAGAAUCCAUGUUGCUUCCGCUCACGGAGCAGCUUGAGGCUCAAUGGGAAUUUGCAAAGUCUAUCUGUCACGGUAUUCACGGUGCAGAUAUGGAAUGUGCCAUACAGUUUUGCACCAUGGAAACAAACUUAUUGCAAUACGCAGUCAAGCAAAUGGAAAUAUACUCUUCUCGUGUGGUAUCUCAGCAAACUGAAGCUGCUUUUAAGGCUGCCUUCAAAUCGCAUCAUCGGUUGUUGGAUGACACUCGAUCAGCAGUCUGGGCAAUCCUGCGUCUUUUAAAGUCAUUGGAAGCAUCAAUAUGUAAUGCUGUGGAAUAUCAAAUACUCGACGUUGGCCUUCUUGUCCAUCAGCUGGUUCAAACUGGACAUUCUUGGGUCGAAUUUAUAGGUGCUAACCCUGUCACUGAUAUGAUAGUAUUCGCUUCACCAAACACUCAGUCAGCCAAUGUAGUGACUAGUGUAUUGGAUACAUGUGUCUGUGACGCGGCAAACCCAGAAACACCACAUGAAUUUGGAUAUUAUUGUGUUAUAUUGCCCAUAUCCCCACAACAACUUGAAUGGAAUGGUCGAGUGAUCCAAGUACAUUCAUAUGAUAUACCCGAAACGCUUCUUCGAACCGGUCAUGGACUGGUGGUAGCAGAGAGUGUAGAUCAUGUUGAUGACUCUCGUUUGAGAUUUGAAAAUGGAGCUGGAGAGUCAGUGGUUGUAUGUAGUGAACCAAGACCAUUCCACUCUGGACCACAAAUAGGAUUGAGUGGAUGCCGUAAAUCUCUAGUGAGACUGCUACAUCGUGUCAAGUCUCUUACGGGCGAAAUUCGCCAAACCAUCAAUACAGUCGAAAACACGGCCCAAUUCGAUGCAGAUCCACGUCUCACCACAUCAGACGUUAUCGGUGAUUGGUUUUGUUUUGUCGCAGAGAUGUCUCAGAAGGCGCUCAAAUGCAUGACAUACCCACAAUCCAGUAUUACCAUGAUGCUGAACUCUCUUCUUGUUGAACUGGUUGGUGAUUGGGUGGACUUUUGUAUUCGAGAUUGUGACUCAAAGUCUCGUCGAACACUUCGUUGGUGUUUACAAGCCCUCGAAUUUGCUCAAGUAGUUGUAGCAGGUGGUCGUAUCGAUCAUUUGAAAUCUGUCGAGUUCUCUCAGUUGAGAGCUUGUGUCGCCAGAGCUAUGAGUCUCUUGAUCAAAUUUAUUGAUGUGCAAGGUGUUCGAUCUCAGCCAAGACCUCUAGUACCAACCGGAUCUAAAUCGUCAUCCGGUAUCGAUGGCAGUAAUGUCAUCUCACCAGAUCCAUUACCAGUGGACGCCCUCACCCCUCUCACUAGCUACGGUAGUAAUGGUGAUAGUAGUACCAGUGGUGGCGCUAGCGUUGGAUCAGCGUCCGACAACACGCUAGUAAUCAAAAACUUUGAUUUGGACACAUCUCCAUCACGUCGGCUCGGAAAGUCGUUUGUCGAUGUAGUAUGCAAGAUAGAAGAUGAGCGUAGUCGUAGGGAAACAGGGUGGAGGAUGGUUGGCAAAGUACUGGAUGAUGUCUCAUCAGAACGUGAUCGAGCUCUGAAGCAGAUUGUAUCUGAAAGCCCGCAAUUGAUGUUCAAUUGGCAACAAGGGAAAUUCCUUGGUGGUGGCUCGUAUGGGACUGUCUCGGUAGCCAUUAAUCUUGAUACUUCAGAUCUCAUGGCAGUCAAAGAAAUCCACUUCUCUGAUUCCAAGUCACUAUCGACGUUGGAAAAGUCUGUACGAGAAGAAAUGGCUGUUUUGAGACAAUUAUCACACCCAAACACUGUUGAAUACUAUGGUGUUGAAGUGCGACGUGAUCGCUUAUAUAUCUUUAUGGAAUAUUGUCCUCAAUGUCUGGCCACUAUUUUGGAUCAUGGCCGUAUUGAAGAUGAAGGUGCUGUACGAGUAUAUGUCAAGCAAAUGCUGAAGGGGCUGGAAUACUUGCAUUCCAAGGGCAUUGUCCAUAGAGAUAUCAAACCUGCAAAUCUAUUGAUUGGAAGCAACGGACAGAUCAAAUAUGUCGAUUUUGGAGCCUCAAAGAUAUACAAGUCAACCAUGACCAUUCAGAAUGGUCGAUCCUUGGUUGGUACCGCCAACUACUUAGCUCCAGAAGUUAUCACUGGUGAUGUAGCUGGAGCCAUGGGUGCUCAAGAUAUAUGGAGUUUGGGAUGUUGUGUUUUGGAAAUGAUUUCUGGCAAAAAGCCUUGGUCUAACUUGGACAAUGACUGGGCAGUGAUGUAUCAUAUUGGUAUCUCUAACUGUAAUCCUCCAUUGCCUGGCCCAGAUCAAAUGUCUCGUGAAUGCCGAGACUUUUUAUUAAAGUGCUUUACUCGACCAGCAUCUGCACGUCCAACAGUAGCUGCCUUACUGAAGCAUCCAUGGGUAAUUAAUAUCGAUGACGGAGAGUACGAAAUCACUAUGACUCCAACAGUCCGUGCUGUUGGAUCCGAGUAUCUCGAUCCGAGUGGCUCGACACUCCAUAGAAUACCCAGUAAACGACUCUUGACAGACUCUAGUCGCCGUGCAUCCUUCCAUUAUGAUUCUGAUGAAGGGAGGAUCGAAGAAAUCCGUGGCAAGAAGGGUAUCAUAGCACCACCUAACGAAGUGCCGACUCUCACAUCAGCAUCCUCGAGUACAGCGUACUCGAAUGGCGAGUCGUCGUUUGGUAUGCCUGGUCAUCGUCAUCGAUUCAAUCGACAAGUGCCUCCAGGAACGAGUCUAUCGUUGCCACCACGAGCUGAAUCAGCAUUCGCUAUGACUGAUCGUCCAUCACCCUUGUCGGAGGGUGCCAGAUCAUUUACGAGACUUGGUAGUGCUUGCUCUUCAGCAAGCGGUAGUGGCGCACCAAGUGUUAGCGGUGAACCAUGA
Messenger RNA from Synchytrium microbalum, 4512 nucleotides. RefSeq lists its product as uncharacterized. Gene Ontology annotation, biological process: protein phosphorylation. The transcript has 9 exons. Gene Ontology annotation, molecular function: ATP binding; protein kinase activity. Lineage: Eukaryota; Fungi; Chytridiomycota; Chytridiomycetes; Synchytriales; Synchytriaceae. The record is from RefSeq and is a predicted model, not a curated record. The coding region runs from base 1 to 4512 and encodes 1503 amino acids.